This is a messenger RNA of Psylliodes chrysocephalus, 1085 nucleotides long. Lineage: Eukaryota; Metazoa; Arthropoda; Insecta; Coleoptera; Chrysomelidae. The record is from the annotation of a GenBank genome assembly.
CAACAUUGUAAAACAAAUGACAAGUGACUUUUAAAAUUGACUUGUGGUUUCGUCACUUCUGUGGUUUCGUGGUUUGGCAUCUGACGGGUCUCUGGUUUGACGUUUGACCUUUUGCCCUGCCUUUUGACAGUUAAUAAUUUUUGUAGAAUGGAAUUUAUGGCCUUUAUGGGAUAAUUAAUAAAAAUUAAAUAUUUAUUAAAUGUAACAUAAAAUAAACUGCAAACAUUGCAUACAUAAUUAUGGAAUAUACCUGCAAAGAGUGCAAUAAAACAUUUUCGCUGGAAAGAAACUUGAGAAAACAUAUGAUAAAUAUUCAUAAUAUAUCUCCAGACAUCUUGUCAUAUGAUGAAAGUAUUACAAUUUACAAAUGUCUUGAAUGUAGCAAUUUAUUUAAACUACACGAAGAUCUAAUUUAUCAUUUGGAGACUGUCCACGACAUAUUGACCCAAACAGAAGAGCUAACAUUUGAAAACGAAUCAGAUUUCGUCAACUGGAAAAGCAAAAUUGAACAAGAAGAUUAUUGUAAGUAUAUUAUUUUUUCAAGAAAAUCUAAAACUAAUGAAGGUCCUGGAAUUUCCAAAUAUAUAUGUAACAAGAGAGGGAAUACUCAUAGAGAUCCAACAAAGAAAAAAUAUGCAUUUGGUAAAAAUAACUGUGUAACUUGUAUCAGUAACAUAAAAACUACAUUAAACACUAACGGUAACUUGUAUGUAGCAAGAGUCAAGACACACUAUGGGCAUGAGACUAGAAAUAAACCUAGAGAAAAACAAACUUCAUCAACAGUGACUAAAAAUGAAACUGAAAUUUCCUUUAGUGAACCAGAAAACAUGGAUGAAGGUGAUAUUGAAUGUCAAAAAAAUACUACAGAUCAAAAUCUCAAAAACAACAUUAAAUCAAGUCUAGACAUUAUUUUGAUAAAUCUAGACAAUUUGAAUAAUCAAAAACUUGAUAAAUUGAGUUUUAGCUUAGAUUCUAUAUGCCAUGAUUUGGGUUUAUCAACAAAAGAUGAAAAUGAUUUUUUUGGUCAAAUUAUAAUAUCCAGCAAUUCUAACUUUGAUCAUAAUUAUUUUUAAGCUUUAAAUCAG